ACUUUCUCACUGAAUAUUUAUUCUCUCUCUCUCUCUCUCUCUCGUUUUAUACAUAUUGGGUUGAAAAGAAAGAAAAAUUAACCACCAACCAACCCCUCGUGUGUUUGUGUGUGUUUUUGGUCGUCAACCCCUACAAAAGGAGCUUCCCACGAAGCUUCCCACCUUCCUUCCUCCAUAGCUAUUUUUCUCCUUCCUUUCUUUCCCUUUCUCUUUUCUCCCAAACACUGCCCAAUUUAAAGACGAGGACAAAGACCCACCAACCUCACUCCGUCGCUCUCACUGUCUUCCAUUCAGAGCUCACGGCAGCACCACCUUUGAAGCAGCAGCACCGCCGCUGAAGCAGCCGCAGCAGGGGAAGUUGUCUUAUUACUAAUUUCUAGUUGAUGGAGCACAACAAUUCCCCAGCUUUUAAGAUGAAUCGGAAGAGAAAAUCCCAAGAACAAGAUGAUGGCAUUUCAAACACAUUUUAUAUGGAUGAGGUUAACGAAGACCUUCUUGAAAGGGUACUUUCGAGGCUACCAACAUCUGCAUUCUUCCGCCUUACUUCGGUAUGCAAAAGAUGGAAAUCAGUUGCAUAUUCUCCCAGUUUCAAGCUUGCCUGCUCUCAGAUUCCUUCUCGGGAUCCUUGGUUUUUCAUGGUCGAUCCCCUUCUUAACCGGUCAAUUGUCUUUGACUCCGCUGAAAGAAGCUGGAAGAAACUCAAUCAUCCGCCUCUCCUCCAGACAAAAUCCAACUGCAAUUCCAUGCCUGUUUCAGCUUCUGGUGGCUUGAUCUGUUUCCGCAAUUCACAGGGCAACUUCAUUGUAUCCAACCCUGUGACAGGGGUUUGCAAUGAACACCCUCCGCUGGAUCCAUCCUUACAAAAUCUCACAUUCCAUGCCAUUGUGAUGAGCUCAAGUCCCAAGUAUGAUCAAUCAUCUUACAAGCUUGUUGUUGUCUUUGGCGAGCUUCCAAAUUUGUCCUUCCGAGUGUAUAACUCAAGCACUGCCUGUUGGGAAGAAGAGACUGCCUUGCGUAAAAACUUCGAGGAUGAUGAUUCUACAGAAUCUGACUCAACCGAUGACAGUGCUGUUUACUUCCUUAGCAGGGCUGGAAAUGUAGUGGCAACCAACAUGCAAAGAAGCCCAUCCAAGCAAUACUCAUCCGUAAUCACUUCCAAAAAGGGCGAGGAGACAGUCUAUUUCCUCAGCUCAUCAGGCUCAGUUGUGGCCUGCAACCUGACCACCAAGUGCUUCUCCGAGUACCCCAGGCUACUCCCUGUCUUCUUCGAGUACUCCAUCGACUUGGUAGAAUGCGGAGGCAGAAUGCUGGUGGUUCUUCUCUCAGAAUUCUUUGAAAGCGCGAACCUCAGGGUGUGGUGCUACGAUGAGGAAGCUCGAUCAUGGCAACACAUCGCAGCAAUGCCUCCAGCGAUGUCACACGAGUGGUAUGGCAAGAAUGUGGACAUAAACUGUGUUGGUGCCGGUAACCAGAUACUGAUCUGCUUAAGCUCUGCCGAGAUUUCGAGGUGUGUUCUGUGUGAUUUGGCUGCCAAUGAUUGGAUUGAAUUGCCCAAAUGUUUUGUGGAUGGUGAAUCCAUCAAGUUCUUGUCUGCCUUCUCAUUUGAGCCAAGGAUCGAGGCUUCUGUGUGAUUUGCAAAUUGUGUUCUUGGAUUUAUUUAUUUUUUGCUUCUUAUUGUUUUAGCAUUUGUCUUGCAUUGUAUUUUCUGUAUUUGCAUUUUUUAGAGCCAAAUGGAAAAUUGGCUUUGAUUUUAUUUUACACUGGAAAUUAUUUUAGAUUGAUGAGGUAGCACAAUGUAUAUUGGCUUUGUAACUCUUCAUGUUCUGGUGGAUUUUCUCUCUUUGUUAAAUAAGGCAAAUGAUUAUGCUCA
Malus domestica (apple) is the source of this 1870-nucleotide messenger RNA. Its product is annotated as E3 ubiquitin-protein ligase AIP2-like. NCBI's taxonomy places the organism in Eukaryota, Viridiplantae, Streptophyta, Magnoliopsida, Rosales, Rosaceae. Gene Ontology annotation, biological process: protein ubiquitination. Gene Ontology annotation, cellular component: cytoplasm. Gene Ontology annotation, molecular function: ubiquitin protein ligase activity; protein binding. The record is from RefSeq and is a predicted model, not a curated record.